Callithrix jacchus (white-tufted-ear marmoset) is the source of this 7493-nucleotide messenger RNA. RefSeq names its product microtubule crosslinking factor 1 (gene MTCL1). Gene Ontology annotation, cellular component: midbody; microtubule bundle; spindle pole. Gene Ontology annotation, molecular function: microtubule binding. Gene Ontology annotation, biological process: regulation of autophagy; establishment or maintenance of epithelial cell apical/basal polarity; microtubule bundle formation. The record is from RefSeq and is a predicted model, not a curated record. Lineage: Eukaryota; Metazoa; Chordata; Mammalia; Primates; Cebidae.
GGUGCGCGCCACGAGCACCGCCGCGGCACCAGUGACCGCGAGCCCAGAGCGCGGGGUCCGGGCAUGCAAGCGGCCGGGAGCCGCCGCGCUGCUGAGCCGCGGGAACUCGAUCCGCGGUGACCUCAGCUAGGGGCUAGCGCGGCGGCGGCGGCGGCGAGCCCCACGGGAAUCCUACGGGCCGGGGUGCGGGGCGGGGGUGGGGUGACGGCGGGAACGCGGGGCGCAGCCCGGGCGGGGCUGAGACAGUGAUGAGCGAGCGCGCGGGGAGGCUGCACGCCGCCGCCGCCGCCUCCCGGAGCAUCUGCCGCCCGAGCUGCUGCCCGCGGACCCGGCCAUGGAGACGCUGAACGGCCCCGCGGGCGGAGGCGCCCCGGACGCGAAGCCGCAGCCGCCGGGCCAGCACCACCGCCACCACCACCUCCACCCGCUGGCCGAGAGGCGGCGGCUGCACCGCGCGCCCUCGCCCGCCAGACCCUUCCUCAAGGACCUGCACGCCCGGCCCGCUGCGCCGGGUCCGGCGGUCCCCUCCUCCGGCCGAGCCGCGGCGCCCGCCGCCCUGCGCUCGCCCAAUCUCGCGGGCAAGGCACCUCCCUCGCCGGGGUCCUUGGCGGCGCCCGGCCGCCUCUCCAGGCGCAGCGGCGGCGUCCCGUGCGGGAAGGACAAGCCCCCGCCGGGACCUGGGGCCAGAACGGCGGGCGGUGCCAAGGCUGCCUUGGGAAGCAGGAAGGCGGCGCGCGUGGCGCCCGCGGAGCCGCUGUCCCGGGCUGGGAAGCCUCCUGGAGCCGAGCCGCCGCCCGCCGCUACCAAGGGCCGCAAAGCCAAGCGCGCCUCUCGGGCGCCCCCCGCCCGCACCAUCGGUCCUCUGACCCCGGCCGCCCGGAUCCCCGCCGUGACCCUCGCGGUGACCUCGGUGGCCGGCUCCCCGGCUCGCGGCUCGCGCAUCAGCCACACCGACAGCAGCUCCGACCUCUCCGACUGCCCCUCCGAACCCCUGUCGGACGAGCAGCGCCUGCUGCCUGCAGCUAGCAGCGAUGCCGAAUCCGGCACGGGCUCCAGCGACCGAGAACCCCCGCGAGGAGCGCCGACGCCGAGCCCGGUAGCCCGGGGAGCGCCGCCGGGCAGCCCCGAGCCCCCCUCGCUCCUCGCCGCGCCUCUCGCCGCCGGCGCCUGUCCCGGGGGCCGGAGCAUCCCGGGCGGGGUUUCCGGGGGAUUCGCGGGGCCCGGCGCGGCGGAGGAUGCCAGGGGGCGCGCGCCGCUGGAGCGACUCCUCCCCGGGACCCCCAGGGAGCCCAGCCUGGGCGAGCAGCCUCGACUCGUGCCGGCGGCGGAGGAAGAGGAGCUGCUGCGGGAGAUGGAGGAGCUGCGCUCGGAGAAUGACUAUCUCAAGGAUGAAUUAGAUGAACUCCGUGCUGAGAUGGAAGAAAUGAGAGACAGUUAUUUAGAGGAAGAUGUUUACCAGCUGCAGGAACUUCGGCGAGAAUUGGACCGUGCUAAUAAAAACUGUCGAAUCCUGCAGUAUCGUCUUCGGAAAGCUGAGCAGAAAAGCCUGAAAGUGGCCGAGACGGGUCAGGUGGAUGGUGAACUUAUUCGAAGCCUGGAGCAGGACUUGAAGGUAGCCAAAGAUGUGUCUGUCAGAUUGCACCAUGAACUUGAGACGGUGGAGGAAAAGCGCGCUAAAGCUGAAGAUGAAAAUGAAACUCUCCGACAGCAGAUGAUUGAAGUGGAGAUAUCCAAGCAGGCCCUCCAGAAUGAGCUCGAGAGACUGAAAGAGUUGGAUGCCAGUUCACUUCCCAACGAGAUGUCACGUGCUUUUGCAUCUGGCUCACGCCACCACCAAAGCAGAGAGUCUCCCGCUCAGCUUGUGUCACACUCUAGUUCCCUAAAAAGAAGAAGCAGUCGGGAAAUAUACAAAGAGAAGAAAACCUUUAACCAGCAGAAUGGUGGAAUGGAGCGCCCUGGGAACUGCAGGCCCGCAACCAAAACCCAAAGGAAGCUGGCGCCCCGGCGCAAGGAUGACAGUGCCGAUUUGAAGUGCCAGCUCCAGUUUGCCAAAGAGGAAGCCUUCCUGAUGCGCAAAAAGAUGGCCAAACUAGGAAAGGAGAAGGAUGAGCUGGAGCAAGAGCUCCAGAAGUACAAGUCCCUCUAUGGGGAUGUGGACAGCCCCCUGCCCACGGGGGAAGCAGGUGGGCCCCCCAGCACCAGGGAGGCUGAGCUGAAGCUGCGGCUGAAGAUGGUGGAGGAGGAAGCCAACAUCUUAGGCCGGAAAAUAGUUGAGCUGGAGGUUGAGAACCGUGGCCUCAAGGCGGAGAUGGAGGACAUGCGGAGCCAGCAGGAGCGGGAGGGCCCGGGCCGAGACCAUGCACCCAGCAUUCCUACCUCACCCUUCGGCGACUCCCUGGAGUCCUCCACGGAGCUCCGCCGCCACCUGCAGUUUGUGGAAGAGGAAGCGGAGCUGCUCCGGAGGUCCAUCUCCGAGAUUGAAGACCACAACCGGCAGCUGACCCACGAGCUCAGCAAGUUCAAGUUUGAGCCUCCCCGGGAGCCAGGCUGGCUUGGGGAGGGUGUGAGUCCUAGUGCUGGGGGUGGGGCCCCCCUGCAGGAGGAGCUGAAGUCGGCCAGGCUGCAGAUCAGCGAGCUCAGUGGCAAGGUGCUCAAACUACAGCACGAGAACCACGCGCUGCUGUCCAACAUCCAGCGCUGCGACCUGGCCGCCCACCUGGGGGUGCAUGCCCCCAGCCCCCGAGACAGUGACGCCGAAAGCGAUGCAGGCAAGAAGGAGAGUGAUGGGGAGGAGGGCCGCCUGCCCCAGCCCAAGCGGGAAGGGCCUGUUGGUGGGGAGAGUGACUCGGAGGAAAUGUUUGAGAAGACAUCAGGCUUUGAGAGCGGGAAGCCAUCGGAGGCCAGUGAGCCGUGCCCCACGGAGCUCCUAAAGGCCCAGGAGGACUCCGAGUGCCUAGUGACCCUAAAGCAUGAGGCCCAGCAGUUGGAGCGGACCAUGGAACGCCUCAUCACAGACACCGACAGUUUCCUCCACGAUGCCGGGCUGCAGGGUGGUGCGCCCUCACCAGGGCCUGGCCUCCAGGGUGAAGAAGAUCAGGGCGAGGGGGACCAGCAGGAGCCCCACCUGCUGGGGACCAUCAAUGCCAAGAUGAAGGCUUUCAGAAAGGAGCUGCAGGCCUUCCUGGAGCAGGUGAACCGCAUUGGGGAUGGCCUGUCCCCCUUGCCCCACCUCACAGAGUCCUCCAGCUUCCUCUCCACUGUGACUUCUGUGUCCCGGGACUCCCCCAUCGGGAACCUGGGGAAGGAGCUGGGCCCCGACUUGCAGUCCAGACUGAGAGAGCAGCUGGAGUGGCAGCUCGGGCCGGGCCGAGGGGAUGAGCGGGAGAGCCUGCGCCUCCGAGCCGCACGGGAGCUGCACCGCCGAGCAGACGGGGAUGCUGGGAGCCACGGGCCAGGAGGCCAGAGCUGCUUCAGCCUGGAGCUCAGGGGCCCCCCUGUUUUACCUGAGCAGAGUGUAUCCAUAGAGGAGCUACAGGGUCAGCUCAUGCAGGUGGCCAGACUGCAUCAAGAGGAGACAGAGACAUUUACAAACAAGAUCCAUAAGAUGGAGGAGGAGCACCUCUAUGCCUUGAGAUGGAAAGAAGUGGAAAUGCACAGCCUGGCUUUGCAAAACACCCUCCAUGAGCGAACCUGGAGUGAUGAGAAGAAUCUGAUGCAGCAGGAGCUCCGGUCCUUGAAGCAGAACAUUUUCCUCUUCUACGUCAAACUCAGGUGGCUGCUGAAACACUGGCGACAAGGGAAGCAGAUGGAGGAGGAAGGAGAGGAGUUCACUGAGGGUGAGCAUCUGGAGACCCUCCCCAGACUCGGGGAGCUUGAAUUCCAGGCGGGUCACCAGGUGGAUGGCCCAGACCGUGACGACGGUGACCGAGGCUGUGGCUUUCCGGUGGGGGAGCACCCCCAACACUCUCGGCUGCAGAUUGGAGAUCACAGCUUGCGACUGCAGACUGCAGAGAGGGGACAGCCCCACAAGCAGGUGGUGGAAAACCAGCAGCUGUUCAGUGCCUUCAAGGCCUUGCUGGAGGACUUCCGCGCGGAGCUGCGGGAGGACGAGCAUGCCCGACUGCGGCUGCAGCAGCAAUAUGCCAACGACAAGGCAGCCUGGGAUGUGGAGUGGGCCGUGCUCAAGUGCCGCCUGGAACAGCUGGAAGAGAAGACUGAGAACAAGUUGGGAGAACUAGGCUCCUCCACUGAGAGCAAGGGGGCCUUGAAGAAGGAGAGAGAGGUGCACCAGAAGCUCCUGGCUGACAGUCACAGCCUGGUCAUGGACCUGCGCUGGCAGAUCCAUCACAGCGAGAAGAACUGGAAUCGGGAAAAGGUGGAACUUCUUGACCGCCUGGACAGAGAUCGGCAAGAGUGGGAGCGGCAGAAAAAGGAACUCUUGUGGAGGAUAGAGGAGUUGCAGAAAGAGAACAGUCCCCAGAGAGCUGGCAGUUUCCUCUGUGAUCAAAAAGACGGCAACGUUCGCCCCUUUCCCCACCAGGGAAGCCUCCGCAUGCCCCGUCCUAUGUCCAUGUGGCCUUGCGCAGAUGCUGACUCAGUACCAUUUGAAGACCGGCCACUGUCCAAGCUGAAGGAGUCGGACAGGUGCUCGGCCAGUGAGAACCUCUACCUGGAUGCCUUGUCCCUGGAUGAUGAACCAGAGGAGCCACCAGCCCACAGGCCUGAGAGGGAGUUCAGGAACCACCUCCCUGAGGAAGAAGAAAAUCACAAGGGAAAUCUGCAGAGGGCGGUGUCUGUGUCCUCCAUGUCCGAGUUCCAGCGCCUAAUGGACAUCUCCCCAUUCCUGCCUGAGAAAGGCCUGCCAUCCACCAGCAGCAAGGAGGACGUCACCCCGCCCCUGUCUCCAGACGACCUCAAGUACAUUGAGGAGUUCAACAACAAGAGCUGGGACUAUUCACCCACCAGGGGCCACAAUGGUGGGGGGCCAGACCUCUGGGCCGAGAGGACCGAGGUGGGGCGGGCAGGGCACGAGGACAGCACAGAGCCUUUCCCUGACUCCUCCUGGUACCUGACCACAAGUGUCACCAUGACCACGGACACCAUGACCAGCCCAGAGCACUGCCAGAAGCAGCCGCUGCGGAGCCAUGUCCUCACUGAGCAGUCGGGGGUGCGUGUGUUACACAGCCCACCUGCCGUGCGCAGGGUCGACAGCAUCACGGCAGCGGGGGGCGAGGGUCCUUUUCCCACAAGCAGAGCCAGAGGGAGCCUGGGAGAUGCCAAGGGGGGCCCUACAGAACCCAUGCUUAGCAGGUGGCCUUGCACCUCCCCCAGGCACUCCCGGGACUAUGUGGAGGGGACACGGCGCCCCCUGGAUACCCCCCUCUGCACCUCCCUGGGGUUUGCCUCUCCACUGCACAGCCUGGAGAUGUCCAAGAACUUGAGUGAUGACAUGAAGGAGGUAGCCUUCUCUGUGAGGAAUGCCAUCUGCUCUGGCCCUGGUGAGCUGCAAGUCAAGGACAUGGCCUGCCAGACCAAUGGGUCCCGGACGAUGGGGACCCAGACUGUUCAAACUAUCAGUGUGGGCCUGCAGACUGAAGCCCUGCGUGGUGUCACCAGCAGCCCCCACAAGUGUCUCACACCAAAAGCUGGGGGCGGUGCUACACCUGUGUCAUCUCCUUCCCGAAGCCUUAGGAGCAGACAGGUGGCCCCUGCCAUCGAGAAGGUGCAGGCUAAGUUUGAACGCACAUGCUGCUCCCCCAAGUAUGGUUCUCCCAAGCUGCAGAGGAAGCCCCUCCCCAAAGCUGACCAGCCAAAUAACAGGACGUCACCAGGGAUGACCCAUAAAGGGUACAGUGAGUCAGCCUGGGCCCGCUCCACUACCACCAGGGAGAGCCCCGUGCACACCACCAUCAAUGACGGCCUUUCCAGCCUCUUCAACAUCAUUGACCACAGCCCCGUGGUGCAGGACCCCUUCCAGAAGGGGCUGCGGGCCGGCAGUCGGUCUCGCUCAGCAGAACCCCGACCAGAGCUGAGCCCAGGCCAGGAAACAGGCACUGAUUCCCGAGGAAGGUCGCCUAGCCCCAUUGGGAUAGGCUCAGAGAUGUGCAGGGAGGAAGGAGGAGAGUGCACGCCAGUGAGGCAGGACUUAUCUGCUCCCCCUGGCUACACACUCACUGAGAACGUGGCCCGGAUCCUCAACAAGAAGCUGCUGGAGCAUGCCUUAAAGGAGGAGAGGAGGCAGGCUGCCCAUGGGCCCCCAGGUCUCCACAGUGACAGCCACUCGCUGGGGGACACAGCCGAGCCAGUGACCAUGGAGGAACUACCUUGUUCUGCACUAGCUCCAUCCCUAGAGCCCUGCUUCUCCAGACCGGAGAGACCAGCAAACCGUCGCCCUCCGUCCCGUUGGGCCCCACAUUCCCCCACUGCCUCACAGCCUCAGUCACCCGGAGACCUGACAUCCUCGGAGGAACACGGUGGUGAGGAGCCACCUGAGGAGAAGCUGCACCGUGAUGCAAGCUUGUAUGGAUUAUCACAGUAUAAUUCACUGUAAUUUGCAUAACCACACCAUCGCCAUGAACGAAACUCUACCCAAAAGGAGAGAUCUAGUUUUCUCAAGGUCAAAGAAUGUUUUUAAAAACACACAGCUGCUGAAUGUUCAACCUGUGAAACUGAGAUGUUUCCAGAAUGAAACAGUAAAUGUGCCUGUAAUAACUUAAUUUUUUUCAUAGCUCAGAAAACUAUUUUUGUCUCCAUCUUUUUUACACACAGUAUAUUAAACAAAAAGGUAAAUAAGGUAUAAAUAGAUUUUAAAAAUAAAAGUUUUAAAAAAUGUACAUUUAAAGAGAUUCUGAACACCCUUGCUGUCAAUACCUGACUGCCUCUCUGUUAACUUUGCACUGUUAGAUUCUGGUUUGGUUUAUUUCUGUGUUGAAUUAGAGUGGAUUAAUUUAAUUUUAUUUUGUCAGCGUUACUGUUUUUUAAGAAUUUUUUAAUGCUUCAGACUGUCUGAUUCAGUGAACUUUUUGUAGUGAAAAUGCCAUGAAGCCAGUAGACAAGACAGAUAUUCUAUAUACUGGAGGGGAUACAGGACAUUUUUGAAAGGGUACAAAGUCCUCAGUGGGCUUAGAAAAUUCACUGUAUCAUCCAUAUAUUAUCUUACUCGGCUUGCACGUCUUCGGGUGCAUGUAUAUACCGCUACUGUGUCCUCGCCGCCACCUAAAUGUGACUCAGUCUAUUCCACUGUAAUAUGUCGUGAAAUUCCUUGUACUGUACUUUUAUUGUUGAUCUUCUUGCAUCGAUGAUACAACAGCAACAACAUUUUUAAAUUAUUGUGAAAAGAUUAACUGGCAAUGUACAGCGUUUACUCAAAAUUUUCUUGUUUAAGGGAAGACACUACAAAAAGUCACGAGGAUACCAAAUGGAAACACAUCAUGGUGCCUCUGAGUCUGUGUGAGACCAUGAUGAAGUAGAAAUAAAGCCUUUCCGAGAUGGCA